CAAAGAAAGAGCAACAAGUCGAUGCUUUUACGUUGGUUUGCUUUUGGGACUUGAAGGAAAGGAUUUCUUCUGAGAAACAGAGGUGAAGUCUGAAUAAGGAUUUUGUAUUUUAUAUAUUGGAUCUUGUUGAGAUAAAGAGUCACCAUGCCCCGAUCAUUCCUGGUGAAAAACAAACGAAGCACAUCUUUUAAUAUGCAUAGAUUGUAUGAAGAUGAGACAGGUGUCUCACCCCAGAGCACAGACUCUUCAGACAAGCCUCAAUCUAGGAGCCUGAAUCCACAAACAGACCACAGAGCAAUAGAAAAAAAAGAGACAGAGUUGCAAAGUCCCCUGCCUGUACAUGCUGAGCCUAUCAGACCCCCAGUGAUUCCCACAAAGUCGUACUUCCCUACAGAUCCCCAGAUGGUAGAAUUCCCUCCUUACUAUAAACCGACAUAUUCUUGGGAUCAGGUUCCCUCUCCUUAUCAGUUGGGUUUCAGCCCCACGGUACUGCAGCAUGCCGCCAGUCUGUACAACACACACAUCAGCCGCAGCCCGCAACACCAGCAGCCCCUGGACUGUAGUACACACUACUCUCCAAGCUCCAACACCUACCACUGUAUCACUUGUGAUAAGGUGUUCUCAACAUCUCACGGCCUGGAGGUUCAUGUCAGGAGGUCCCACAGUGGAACGAGACCUUUUGGCUGUAGCAUCUGUAGAAAAACCUUUGGCCACGCCGUCAGUCUCGAGCAACACAUGAAUGUACACUCUCAGGAAAAAAGUUUCGAGUGUAAAAUGUGCGGAAAGUCCUUCAAGCGCUCAUCCACACUCUCCACACAUCUCCUCAUCCACUCUGACACGAGACCAUACCCAUGUCAGUUCUGUGGCAAGAGAUUUCACCAGAAGUCUGACAUGAAGAAACAUACAUAUAUUCACACAGGUGAGAAGCCCCAUAAGUGCCAAGUGUGUGGCAAAGCAUUCAGCCAGAGCUCCAACCUGAUCACCCACAGUAGAAAACACACGGGGUUCAAACCAUUUGGAUGUGACAUAUGUUCCAAGGGCUUUCAACGCAAAGUGGACCUUCGCAGGCACCAUGAAAGUCAGCACAGCAUCAAGUGAUGUGUCGAAGGCGACCAGUCCCACUACCUGUCCAGGUGCGGGCCUAAGCUAUGAACUUUAAGGGUGCUCAUCCCCACAAAUCAGAACAGCACAUUGCAAUCUAAUGGUAAUCUUUACAAUAAGCCUGAGUUAGUUUGUGUUAAUUGCCGUAGUUUUUUAAGCUAAUUUUAAAGGAAUUAUAACAUCAGGCUUCAAUAAAAUACACCUGUUUUGGGCUGGACCCUUUAGUUGAUGAAACCUGACUUGACAUUGUAUUUAUUGAAUUAUUGCCUCAGCACGUUGUCUUUUCUAGUUCUCAAUUUCACGCUCCAGUAGUUGAGUUUCUAAUGAACUUCAUAUACAAAGUAUUAACUUACUGACUGCGAUUUUUGGUGACAGGCAUCCAUGAUCAGUCAUCGUCAAUGGCAGCCAAUUAAUUGAGUAGAUUAUAAUACAUCAGAGUGCAAAUUAGUCAUGUAUGUACAUCCUUUCUUUUUUUAAAUUAACUAUAAACAUCAAAUGUAUUUGAUAACAGCAGUGUAAAUGUUUGAGCUUUCUGACAGGUUGGUCACUUUUGGAGGGAAAGGCUACUGUUUACUUAUCAAAAAUACCUGAAUCUGGCAACAUUAUUCAUUUAACAAGCUAAUUUAUAUUUAAUAAAUAUACUUACCGUAUUUUUCGGACUAUAAGACGCACCUGAGUAUAAGUCGUACCAGCCCAAAAAUGCGCAAUGAAUAGGGAAAAGAAAACAUAUAAGUCGCACCGGAGUAUAAGUUGCAUUUUUGGGGGAAAUUUACUUGAUAAAAUCCAACACAUAGAACAGAUAUGUCAUCUUGAAAGACAAUUUAAAAUAAAAAUACAAUAGAGAACAACAUGCUGACUAUGUGUACAGUAUGAUAAUGUUACUUUAUGCAUGAACAACGAAAUGUGAACAUGGGCGGUAUGUUAAAGUAACAUAGCUAUUGAGAGUUAUUCAGAUAACUAUAGAAUAAACAACAUGCUAGCAAGUUUACCAAACCAUCAGUGUCACUCCAAAACAUCAAAAUAACAUGUGAAAUGAUAUAAUGAUAUGUUAAAAAUUUCACACAUAAGUCGCUCCAGAGUAUAAGUCGCACUCCCAGCCAAACUAUUAAAAAAACUGCGAUUUAUAGUCCGAAAAAUACGUUAUAUAGAUUUUUAUAUUGUUCUUAUUUCACUUUGACGGAACGCUAUAUACCUAGCAAAUACAUAUGAAUGGAAAUUUUGUGGGGAAAAAAAGUGAAAUUAUUUAUUUUAUAAUCCAGUGUUUCAGCCUCCAUUAAAAACCACAUGCUAACCAUAAUUCAAAUUGGUAUCACCAUCCUUUUAUCUUUUUUUAUUUUAUCAUUUUUUUAACCCAGCCAUGACAGGGUGAAUUGUAAAUUGAAGGAGGUAAAAUUUUCAUUUUGAUCAUGGUAAUAUAAUAUACAUGAUCAAGAUGAUUUUCAAAUAACUUGCUCCAAAUAGUUUUUGUUUAGUAUACAGAAACUGAUGACAAUAUGGUGACAGGUAAAGCUCAUAUCCUAUUUUUGGGAACUCGCUGACUGAGGAAUAUCAACUAGACCAGGGGUGCCCAAGUCCAGUCCUCAAGAGCGCCUAUCCAGCUUGUUUUCCAUUUCUCCCUCCUCCAACACACCUGACUCAAAUAAUCAGGAUCAUUAUGAGGCUCCUGCAGAGCUUGCUGAUGAGGUGAUCAUUUGAUUCAGGUGUGUUCAAGGAUGGAGACAUGGAAAACAAGCUGGAUAGGGGCUCUCGAGGACCGGAUUUGGGCACCCCUGAACUAGACAAUCACAAUUGUGCUGCCAAAUAUCUUAAAUCACAUGCAGGCCUUUGAAUUUAGGUCUAUCAGAGAUUAAUCUAGAAUUUCAAAAUCCAAAUAACACACUGUGUGUCAUAAAAUCUACCAACUCUUUGUUCAAAUAGAUGACGUUUGCUGCCAACGGAAAAGCAGCGCACAACUGUGUGAAACUGCUGCAGUCUAUUCUGUGUUUGAAUUAGAUACAAACUGCCAUGUUCAGUUUAUAAUGAAAAUGCUUUUAACUUAAAUUAAAAGCACAUUUUAUUUGUUUUAUUAUGCAUUCUUAGAAGUCAAUGUUUAGUUGUGAUACUACAACUCCUACUUCUACAUUUUCUAAUGAUAAUAAAUAGAUAAAUAAAUAUAAUAUGCAUUCGAAUUAGCGCUGCAUUAAGUUAAUGAAUUAUAAGUUAUUUGCUUUCAAGAUAUGUGGACUUGGUGGGAGGUGUGUUGUUGUCUUUUGAGUCCCAGAAUAAUACCAUUUAUGUAUAUAUAUAUUUUUUUUUGCUAUCACAUUUAAACUACAUAUGAAUGUAAUGUGAAAAAUGGAAAUUGUCUGAAUGAAGUAUUACAUGAUCUAUGAAAAUUAAGACCGAGCUGAAGCUGUGGU
This is a messenger RNA of Corythoichthys intestinalis (scribbled pipefish), 3500 nucleotides long. RefSeq names its product growth factor independent 1B transcription repressor (gene gfi1b). Gene Ontology annotation, biological process: regulation of transcription by RNA polymerase II. NCBI's taxonomy places the organism in Eukaryota, Metazoa, Chordata, Actinopteri, Syngnathiformes, Syngnathidae. The record is from RefSeq and is a predicted model, not a curated record. Gene Ontology annotation, molecular function: RNA polymerase II cis-regulatory region sequence-specific DNA binding; DNA-binding transcription factor activity. The coding region runs from base 145 to 1098 and encodes 317 amino acids. The transcript is spliced from 7 exons.